Molecule: messenger RNA, 2475 nt
Organism: Leguminivora glycinivorella
Lineage: Eukaryota; Metazoa; Arthropoda; Insecta; Lepidoptera; Tortricidae
Gene: lute
Product: BTB/POZ domain-containing protein 6-B
Exons: 7
Coding region: 92-1882 (596 amino acids)
Biological process (GO): neurogenesis
Cellular component (GO): cytosol
Molecular function (GO): protein binding
Source: RefSeq, a predicted model, not a curated record
AAAAUUAAAAUCCUGUCCCUGGAAUCCCUGGAUGCAUAAAAAUUAAAAAAAAAACUGUACAGGUUUUCAGUGAAUAGUGUUGUGAAAAUGAAUGGAUGCAGUACCAGAAAAUGAAAUGAAGGGGAGUGUUUUUGGAACACCGAAAAUACCUGUGAUAUUAGGAAAGAUAGUUUUGGGGUUGAUUUUCACAAAAUCGGACCUCACAUACUUCACCAACCGAUUUGUGUGGUACGCGUGCCAACUGCGACUGCAAUCCUCGAUGGACAGCAGCGUAGAUUUCUUCGAGAGCCUCAUCAACGAAGAUGGCAGAUUCGCGGAGGUGAACAACAACUGUCAAGAACCGUCGCAGCGCCGGCAACGUCCACGGCCACGGCUGCUGGUUGAAGCGGAAAACAUUAAUAAUGGAGGCCAGUCAUUAUCUCCACCACACAGCCAGACUAUCUCGCAGCGCGAGACUGGCACCCAGGUGUCUCAGUGCUACAGCGGGCCGCCGUCGCCCUGCGGGUCGUCGAGCUCGGUGCCGUCGCCCGCGGCCAGCCCCGCGCCGCCGCCGGGCGCCGCCACGCUGGACCCCAACUGGCAAGCCACCAAGCCCACCAUAAGGGAGCGGAAUGCCGCUAUGUUCAAUAAUCAACUGAUGGCUGAUAUCACAUUUGUUGUUGGAAGCCCCGGCCACACACAAGUGAUCCCAGCACACAAGUAUGUUCUAGCGACGGGCAGUUCAGUGUUCUAUGCUAUGUUCUAUGGAGGUUUGGCAGAAUGCAAACAAGAAAUUGAGGUUCCAGAUGUCGAGCCAUCAGCUUUCCUAACAUUAUUGAAGUAUUUAUACUGUGAUGAAAUCCAGCUAGAAGCAGACACAGUGUUAUCAACACUAUAUGUUGCUAAAAAGUACAUAGUGCCUCAUCUAGCAAGGGCCUGUGUCAAUUACCUGGAGACAAGUCUCACAGCAAAAAACGCUUGUCUCCUUCUUAGCCAGUCCAGGCUCUUCGAAGAGCCAGAACUCAUGCAGAGGUGUUGGGAAGUGAUCGACGCCCAGGCUGAGAUGGCCCUGACGUCAGAAGGAUUUGUUGACAUUGAUAUAUCGACCCUGGAGUCUGUACUAGCAAGAGAAACUCUGAAUUGCAAAGAAAUAAAUCUGUUUGAGGCAGCUUUAGCAUGGGCCCAAGCAGAAUGUUCUAGAAAAGAAAUCGAGUCGACACCAAGCAACAAACGAGCAAUGCUUGGAAACGCUAUAUACUUGAUCAGAUUCCCUACGAUGUCAUUGGAAGAGUUUGCCAACAGCGCUGCUCAGAUAGGAAUACUCACACCGCAAGAGACUAUAGAUAUAUUUCUGCAUUUCACCGCGUGCGCCAAACCCCCACUGUGCUACCCCAUCAAGUCGCGAGCUGGACUCAAGUCUCAGAUAUGUCACAGGUUUCAAUCCUGCGCUUAUAGAAGCAAUCAGUGGCGAUAUCGCGGCAGAUGCGAUUCCAUACAGUUUUGCGUAGACAAGCGAAUAUUCGUUGUUGGCUUUGGACUGUACGGAUCUUCGAACGGUGCUGCGGAUUACAACGUGAAGAUCGAGCUGAAGCGCUUAGGCAGAGUCUUGGCGGAAAACAAUACGAAGUUCUUCUCAGAUGGGUCAAGUAACACAUUCCAUGUUUACUUUGAGAACCCAAUACAGAUUGAACCGGAAUACUUUUACACAGCCUCGGCUAUCCUAGAUGGAAGCGAGCUGAGUUACUUUGGACAAGAAGGACUGAGUGAAGUCUACAUGGGGACUGUGACUUUCCAAUUCCACUGUUCUUCGGAGAGUACUAACGGGACAGGAGUGCAAGGGGGACAGAUACCUGAACUGAUCUAUUACGGACCCACGAUGAGCGGCACCGGGAGCGAGGAAUGACAAUUAAUGCAAAGGCCGCGUCCGCUCAAGUACAUGUCUGUGUAAAUGGUGGACACUCCGACCUACAUGGAGUUUGACCUAAAGUUUCAUUAGGCCUUGCAUUUUUCGGAUUGUUAUAACAUUUUAAGUUAUGAAUGAAGAUUUAAAAAAAGCCGUUACUGGUGUAUGAAAAAAAAUCUAGGUCAUUUGAAAAAUUAGGUCAAAGAAUUUUAGGUUAACUAGGAACUCUGGCUUGACAUGUAUUGAGAGACGUAACCUCACUAUAAUCGGGAAAACGUUCAAUAUUUAUGAUACUUAACAUUCCCAAAAUGUUAUUGUUUCGUUGAGAAUAUAAAAUGACUUGUAUAUUGUUGAAUUACAUAGACAUAAGGGAACCUAAGAAUGUGAUAUGGAUGUCGUACGCUCUCUAUAAAAUGCUUAAAGUAGAAAUGAUCCAUAACACAAAUUUAAUGCAAUAUAUUACAUAUUACAAUUAAUAUUUAUGCUGUUCUUUAAUUUUUAAUUCCGUAGCAUUAGCGAUUUAGAAAUUACAGUAUGUGUUGUUCAGAUUAUAAAACAUUAUGUGUAAAUAUAUUAUAUUGGAAACUAAAGGA